UAAGGGCAGAGGCCAUCUCGUGAAUAAUUCCUUCCCUUCCCUUCCCUUCCUUCACUUGGGAGUGCUGCUUAAAAUUCCCUAAAAUACUAUUUUGUGUAAAUUUGGAUUUCCCAUCAAGAUAUAUUCAACGUAAGCCCAAAGUCCUUUGAAUCUUCUCCCCUCUUCCGUCAGUAACAAAAGCUUCAGCUGUAGCUGUUGGUUGAUGAUUCCGAAUCCGUGCCUAGCAAAGGAAGAGCCAUAGAGAUACCCCUAAAUUAUGAGCAAACGAAAUUGGGUAGCAGAAAAUUACUAUUCUAAGGAUUUCGAGUGGGAUGAAUUGAGACAAGAAGUUGAAAACGACCCCUCUCUUCAAUACCACUUGCUGCCUUACACAAAAGUUGAUUCUGGAAAUCAAGACGACGUUCAAGACUCUGAAGCAUGGGACAAGUUUCAUGCUCGUCACUCCACUGGCAAGUUCUUUACGGCUCUUGACUUUGAUUGUUUCUUUCAUUCAUGCCUCGGAAACCGUGUAAUUACUCUAGCUUGGCCCAUAGAGAGAAGGUACUUAUUGAAGGAGUUUCCUGAACUAGCUUCUUGUAAGGACUUUUCCAAGGUUUUGGAGGUGGGCUGUGGUAACGGCAGUACAGCUCUACCAAUACUACGUGAAAAAGAGAGCACCAUCUUGUAUGCCUGUGACUGCAGCACUGAAGCUCUUGAGAGAGCUAAAGAGAUCAUUAAUGCUGAUAACUCAAUCUCUACUAAGCAUCGUUUUCAUUCAUUCCAAUGUGACUUUUCAACCCUUGGAUUUCCUAUGUGGUUGGCCUGCAAUACUUGUAGAGGAAGUUUCUUGGAGAAGCAGUUUCUAGGCUUCCCAGGCGAAGACAACUGUAAGAUAGAUAUCAAUAGUCCUUCCUGCUCCGAGGAAAAUAAGUGCUGCAUUGGUGGAGUGGAUUUCAUUACCUUGAUUUUCACAUUAUCAGCCGUACCACUUGACAGGAUGCCCACUGCUAUUACCCAAUGCUUCUCUAUUUUAAAGCCGGGUGGUCUGCUUUUAUUCAGGGAUUAUGGUCUUUACGAUAUGACCAUGCUUAGGUUUGAGCCUGCACAAAGAGUGGGAUAUCGAGAAUACUUGCGGUCAGAUGGAACACGAUCUUAUUUCUUCUGCUUGAAUAGCGUGAGAAAUUUGAUGUCUGCUGUGGGCUUCACUGAGCUUGAGCUCGAAUAUUGCUGUGUGAAGUCAGUGAAUCGCCGGAGCGGGAAGAUCAUGCGAAGAGUAUGGGUUCAUGGGAAGUUUCAGAAGCCCAUCUGUGAUUGAAAGCAGAUUACUCGUCUAUGGUGGCAUUAAUCAGCUCUGGCACAUCAAUUAUCUUGAUUUCAAUCACUUUCUUUGUUAUGCCCUUUUUAAAAGGUUAUGCCGUGUGCUGACACAGAUGUAAAAUUUAUUUAUCUGUAAUUUAUUCUCAGCACGAUCUCACCGGCGCCUUGAGCGCAAAUUUUGAUCAAAAGCCUGGAGAGAAUCAAAAUGGAGUGGCGAUGAGAAACCUAUUACCUUUAAGCAUUACAAAUGUUCGUGUAAAUUUGCAUGCAAAUUGGUAUCUUCAAAAUCACUUUUGCUAUCUA
Messenger RNA from Olea europaea var. sylvestris, 1599 nucleotides. RefSeq names its product methyltransferase-like protein 6. The record is from RefSeq and is a predicted model, not a curated record. The transcript is spliced from 8 exons. The coding region runs from base 257 to 1294 and encodes 345 amino acids. Lineage: Eukaryota; Viridiplantae; Streptophyta; Magnoliopsida; Lamiales; Oleaceae.